Messenger RNA from Pelobates cultripes (western spadefoot toad), 460 nucleotides. The record is from the annotation of a GenBank genome assembly. Lineage: Eukaryota; Metazoa; Chordata; Amphibia; Anura; Pelobatidae.
AUGGAGGAUUCACAAAACCCCUCAGAGCUCCAGGCCAUGAUCGCAGCAGCUGUAACUGCAGCUAUGGAAAAGGCCUCCUCUAAGUCCUUCCAGACGGAACAGUCCAUCUCCAAACAGACUCACUAUGGUGCAGACUCUGAAAACUCUGACUCUUCCAGGGAACGCUCUCAUCGGCCUAAACGCCACUGGAAAGGUGAGGCCGCUGCACUGCGCAAAUUAAAAGGGAAAGCACCUGCUAAACGCAGAUCGACCACGACCCGUAUGGUCCACGAACCCACUCAGAUUUCCUCAGGUGAGGAAGACGCGGAACCCACACAUGCACUGGCUGUGCUGGAUGAAUGGCAGGUGGUGGUCUCCGAACAGGAGGACUCCGACAGGGACUCCGCAGCCAACUCUGACCCUUAUCUAAUAAGGGAGCAGAUCCUGGGUGAGCCCCAGGACUCCAUGACCACAUCCAUCG